CUUUAUCUGGCGUAAUUGGUUUCUUAUCGAUAGGACACAUUGGCACGGUUCCCCAAAACUUCACGCGCCAGAAACCAGCUGCAUACCUCUAUCACUCACAUCUCCUGGUGCUUGCUUGCUAGCUUCUCCUUCUAACAAUUUCACGCGACAGUAUCGCCCCCUUUCAACUUCUUUCGCGCGAGGCUAUGUCCACCAGUACAGCAGAGCGUAUUUGUUGUACUAGCCUUCGCCUUUAAUUUACUUCUUUUCCUUUGUCAUCCUCCAUUCGUUUUAAUUUCUGGCCAAACAUCCAAACCUCCCGCGUAAAUCCAAUCUACCUACGUAAUCCUAUUUACAUGAAUGAAACACUAACCCUUUCGCUAUUUAGCUUUAGACCUUGCAAGGUUCCUAAACCAGACGGAAGGGCGAGGAAACUUAGUAGUCAUCCUUCAAAUUCUGCUCGCGACGUUUAUUUGGGGUCUGUAGCGACAUGCUCCAAUACAUUUCACCAUGUCUGUCCCUAAAGUACUUAUGAAUGCUUUCGAUAAUUUCCGCGAGUUCCCCGAAACUUCCCAUCUAUGUUGCCCAAAAAUCUCCGACGAAGAUGACGAGAUCUACGACGACCCAGAUGCCCCGAGUAAAAUUAGCCCCGCUGAGAAGCAGCAGAGGAUUGAGCAAGGCAAAGACCGGUUGAAUCAGACGUAUAUAUGUUCGUUGGUAUUAGGACUAGCCGAAGACUCGGCAGGAGAUCUAGGACAGGAGUUCGGUUUACGAACCAACAACUUCCUGAGGCUCUGUCCAACUUGUGUACGCAACUGGCACAAGGGGCGUAAGUCCUUUCUAAAGGACAUAUCCUUGGCUUAUGACGAUAGCGUUGUAUCCGAAAUGGAAGAUCGCCUGAACCAAUUCGACUUUAGCCGCAUCACCCAAGGCCUCGAAGCCGCCGCCGAGUUUAUCAAUGCUCAUAAUGGCGUAGCCGGUCAGAGCACUUUCCUUAAGGAGGAGAAAGAGGAGCUCCUUAUCUCUCUAUACGAAGCUAUUUGCUGCAUGCCAUACUUGAGCCUGCCGGAAAAUCGAAAGCAGUUUAAUUUCGUCUUCGAGUCUAUUCAAAAACGAAAGAUCCUUAAGUUGGAUGAGAUUCUACCUACCAUGACCUUUUUUCUCUUCGACGAGAACGAAAUCCGCAAUAGAUUCGCUGUCCACACCUUCUCUCGACAACCUUCCAUUACAGCCGAAGAUUUCGAGUGGGCAAUUCAUGACAACCUGGCUAAUGCCAUCCUAAAAGCCAAUGACAUCAAUGCCUCUGACCAAUUUUUGCUUCGGUUUUGGCAAGGCUUUCUUCAUAUCCUCAAUGUGCUUGAUGAGAACCUUGUGUUCCAUUCCCUGCGGGCAAUGUCCGUCCAACCAAGUAUAUAUGAUUUAAUGCUGGCACAAAUGCCUCGCAUCACUUCGGUUCAGGUCUUAAAAGUCCUGCUCAAGGCCUUUUGUUCUCUUAUACGAAAGUCGCCUAAAGCAUUCUGGGACGCGUAUAGCCAUUAUUCUCACACGGCCGUUGCUGAACAAAUACUAGGUAGCCCUGCCUUUAGAACUCUGCUCACCCAAUCUGGAGAGCACGAUUUGAUGUUGGAAGGGCCCGCGGCUAUUUCUUGGGUAAAACCUUUCGUAGAAUCGAUUCCUACCCACCAGAAGAGUGAUGCCUGCGAUUCCCUUUUGCAUCACUUCCUACAAAGAUAUGCCCAGGACCCAAGCAUGACGCCUGGAGGGAAGCUGGCUUGUACUCUCGCGGCGGUCGAGGCCCUAUCUUCUACUCUGGAAGCAUUUGUCUCACCAAGCUACAAGUUGCACGCUGGUUCUUCUACCAUUCACACGAACACGGCCUUGAAUCUCACAUUAAAAUAUAAAGAUCUCAUAAUCCAACUGGCCCAACUUCCGCCUAGUGACCGGCAAAAUGCCGCUAUGUCACAACUCGGCUUGUCCGUAAUCAAGUUUGCCCUUGCCCUGGAUUCCCGUAUCACCGUCGAGGAAUUUAACGCACUCCAGAAUAGCGAUAGCCAUGUUCAACGGGAGGUUAAACGAAAUUCAUCAGGGAUUUGGGAGGCGUUUUUGGAAAUUCUCCAACCCGGUGCAGAUGACCUAGCCAGAUCGAUGUUAGUUGCCACAGGCCCGUUAAUUGCCGUAGAGAUCUUCCGGCCGCUGAAGAGACAAUCACUAUCUCCGACGAAAAAGGAAUUCAAUAUCGAAUUUCAGAAGACGGCUGAAGUUAUUGGGCGGGCCAUUGAAAGAUUGGCCGACUUUAGCGAAUCCGCGCUUCAGAAUCUUUGCCAAGAUAAUGCCACGAUUUUGCCCAUCGUGGCGGCUCUCGUUCAUGGCGAAGAGGUUAUAAGCACAGCUGGUGCCUCUUUUAUCAAGACAGUCACCGGUGAGGUAAGAAGAACGGACGCCGUACUCAAAUUACUAGAGAGUUACUUCGUACACGCCUUGUCUUCCUACACAGCAGUUGUCAACGAUGUCAACGAGAAAAUGUCCCUUUGGUCGCCACAAUUUAAUAUUAUUCGAUAUUCUAGAGAUAUUCUUAGCAGUCUCUGCGACCCAACGUCUGGCAUACUUCGUUCAAAGGCUUUGACUGACACAGAACGUGAAGUUCUUGGUAAUUGGUGGAAUUCCCAAUGGAUUUUUCUUGAUAACGCUUUUACUCAGACGGAAGACUGGAGCCGAUUGAUCGAUAUGGAAACUAUGAAGAAUUUUUGUCGCGAGGCCAUGGAACUUGCAGAGGCUCUUCUAGCACAGGAUGGCCUUCUGGCCUCUGCCUUAAGCCCCCAGUCCGCCCAUUCCGCAUCGGUUGAUAACAGUGAACAGCCCGAGAAGCAGGCUAUGAGAGACAUUCUCGAGCAGCCGCGCAAGUACUGUUUAGGGCUUUGCAAGAUGCUCCGUCUGAAAGAUCUGUAUCUCGUUACGGUAAUCGUCAGUGUCGUUGGGAAACUUAUGAGACGACUGGUGGAAUUUGACAUGGAGCUGCCCUCGCAGGCUCUCGCUUUUGUCAAGAAUACCUGCAUUAAAAACAAAGAUGGGAGAUAUAAUACUCAAACGAACAUGAAUGAGCGUCAACGUGCUGAGUUAAUUAGAGCUUUGGGAGAGGAUACUCAAGAAGACGAUAUCCAGAUUAUUUCGGCCAGGAAGAGCGAGCCCCUGAAACGACAAACUAAGCUUGAUGCUUGGUCAAAAGCGGGCCCCGAGACGUCAAUGUCAACUAGUUCACAGAGAGAGAAAAUAGCUGUUAGAUCGAGCAAAGAUGAUAUACGCGAGCUGCUAAAGACCUCUUCUUCGGAGAAGACCCGGGCCACCUUGGAUCUGAUGAAAGCUCGCCAGGCAGAGCGAAAACCCCCAGUCGUCGACGUGGCAGCUAUCCGUGAAAAGCGUCAGAAGGAAGCUGAGGAAAAGAAAAGGAGAAACGCCGAAGUUAUUGCUAGAGCUAAGGCUCUACGAGCUCCCAAACCACUCGUCGGUGGUGAAGGAUCCGGUCUUCAGGGGCUUUCUGGUGUACAAGGCAAGGAUCACGCACCGCAGAAGAGCGAGAUUAUGGUCAACUCUUCCUCGGAAGACGAAGAAGACGAAGAAGAUGAUGCUGAAUUCUUGGCCAGGUCUGCUGCAGGGCAGAAAACUUCUAAGGGCGGGCAAUUUGUGAAACUUAAUGUGCGGCUACCGGUGAAGAAGGUAAAGAUCCAACGUUCUGCAAAGGAUAUGCGGGCGCGAUUGAUCCCUCCCAUGGACGUUUUACAUCAGGCUAUUCUCGAAUGGGACAUUUUCCACGAAGGCAGUGACCCCCCGAACGGCAUAAAAUGCUCUCAGGUCUCUAAUUCGUACGGAGACCCGCGGGAGUACAAAGAAACAUUCUUGCCGCUUCUCAUCAAUGAAGCUUGGAGAUCUUUUGUCACGGCUAAAGACGAAGCGACCUCAAAACCUUUCGGAAUCAAGGUUGUCAACCGGAUGAACGUUGAUAAAUUUGUCGAGGUCAGCACAGCUAUGCCUAUAACCGAAAAUAAGGAUAGGUUCCUAUCAGAAGGAGAUAUCAUCCUGUUCUCACAUGCCUCAAAUCCAUUGGAAGCAACAGAUGAGUUACACUGCCUUGCACGGAUCUGGCGUGUCCAGUUUAAGAACGGCAAUUUAGAAGUACAAUACCGCCUGAGCGGUCGGGCUGGCCCUAUCCUAUCCACCUUGAUGCCUCAAGCCGAGCUCUACGCCGUGAAGAUUACGAACAUGACUACAAUUGAACGUGAAUAUGCUUCUCUGGAAAGUCUUCAGUAUUAUGACUUGAUGCCGGAGGUGCUAGAGGCCAAACCUUCACCUAUGCUCAAAUUUAGUCAGGAGGCGAUUGAUCAAGUCAUGCAGAACUAUCAACUCAAUCCAGGCCAGGCAAAGGCAAUUCUUAAUGCGAAAGAGAACGACGCAUUUACACUUGUCCAAGGUCCGCCGGGAACGGGUAAAACGAAAACAAUUGUAGCCAUGGUUGGCGCUCUUCUAACAGGUAGCUUCUCUACAACUAGUGGCACGGCUAUCAAGCGUCCUGGAGGGGGCAAUCCAACAGGCGGUAAAGGAAUGGCCAAAAAAUUGUUGGUCUGUGCCCCAAGUAACGCUGCUGUCGACGAAUUAGUAUUACGUCUUAAGGGUGGCGUCAAAUCAAGCACGGGCUCAUUUCAUAAGAUUAAUGUCCUACGUCUUGGCCGCAGCGAUGCCAUAAACGCGGCCGUAAAAGACGUCACUCUAGACGAGAUGGUCAAGGCUCGCGUCGAGGGCACUGCAAACCAGAAUAACGGGCCCAGCUCACGGGAUUUGAUGCACCAAGAAGCUGGUCAGAUCAAGUCGGAGUUGGCUGAACUACGACCACAACUAGAAGCAGCAAGGGCUGUCGGAGAUCGCACACAGAUUAAUCAGUUACAACGAAAAUUCGAUGAGCUAAAGCGCCGUCAGGCCCAGAUUGGCGCCAAAAUUGAUGCUGACAAGGAUAGUGGAAACACAGCCGCGCGAGAGAGCGAAAUUCGACGACGUCAAAUUCAACAGGAGAUUCUUGACUCGGCUCAAGUUCUAUGCGCAACACUCAGCGGUAGCGGACAUGAGAUGUUCAAGAAUCUACAAGUUGAGUUCGAGACAGUGAUCAUUGAUGAAGCGGCCCAAUGUGUUGAGCUCAGCGCGUUGAUUCCUCUGAAGUACGGUUGCUCCAAAUGCAUCCUCGUUGGAGAUCCAAAGCAGCUUCCGCCGACAGUACUCUCACAAUCUGCUGCGCGGUAUGGAUACGACCAGAGUCUUUUCGUUCGUAUGCAGCGCAAUCACCCCGACGAUGUUCAUUUACUCGAUACGCAAUAUCGUAUGCAUCCAGAAAUCAGCCUGUUCCCUAGUCAAGAAUUCUACGAGCGACGUCUCGUAGACGGUGGUGAUAUGAGGAAACUACGAUAUCAACCGUGGCAUCGAAGUGCAUUAUUAGGCCCAUACCGUUUCUUCGACGUGAAGGGUAUCCAAGAGAAGGGUCGUAAAGGCCAGUCACUUGUUAACUUGGAAGAGCUAAAAGUUGCCAUGCAAUUAUAUGACAGACUAAUAGCGGACUAUUCGACAGUUGAUUUCAAGGGGAAAAUCGGAAUCAUCACACCUUACAAAGCUCAGUUAUACGAGCUCCGUGAGCGGUUCUCUCGUCGGUACGGAGAGCAAGUCAAAGAGCAAAUCGAGUUCAACACUACCGAUGCUUUCCAGGGUCGCGAGUGUGAGAUCAUCAUUUUCUCGUGUGUCCGAGCCAGUCCUACAGGCGGUAUUGGUUUCAUGACGGAUAUCCGACGUAUGAACGUUGGUUUGACCCGUGCGAAGUCGUCGCUUUUUAUCUUAGGAGAUUCAAGGGCUCUAGUUCAGGGAGAGUUCUGGAAUAAGCUUAUCGAAGAUGCCAAGGCCCGAGAUCGUUACACUGCCGGUGAUGUCCUCUCUUUGCUUAGGAAGCCCGGGGCCCAAUUACCACCUCCUGACUUCGAUAUCCCACCUACACCGACGCUCUCAGCCUCGGAUCGUCAGUCUACCAACACCAAUGGUUCCAGGGAGGUGAAUAUCGAGGAUCUGAAGAUCACUUCGAACAGGUCCAUGCAGGUUAAUGAUCAAGACGUAAUCAUGGAAGAUGCCGCACCUCCUAAUCGAUUACCCAAAAGGAAGCAUCAAACAUCCCAACUGCCGCAGACCUACACUAUCAUCGAGCGACAAGGGCAAGGUGGCCCGACGGAUAAGUCAGCGCAAAUAGGAUACGGGGGACUCAACGAGCGUGGCGAAAGCGCCAGAGUAAUUAGUUCUUCCGAACGCCCUGUUAUACACCAGUCGGGCCAAAAACGGCCUAGAGAUGGCAGCGAAGACGGCAAAAUGCCGAAGAGGAUCGCCAGUGACACUCAACCGCGACCCCCACCAAGCGCUCCUCGAGCGAUGCCGCAACCACAAGACCCAUCGGCAAUGGCCGUACUAGGUAUUCCACCAAAGCACUCUUCAACGACGCGUAAUCCAUCCUCGGCACCUCCAAAUGCCCCUAAGGGUCCAUCUGGCUCCGUACCGCCUAAGCCGCUCCCACCAAGGAGAAAACCCACUUCUUCUGAUCCUUUCAUCAAACGCAAACCUAAUAGACCGCGAUAAUAUUCACAGGCAGGAUACAUUCAUCUUUGUAGGGCGGGCGUCACAGGUAAUAACGGUAUCUAAACACAUUCCCAUGGCGUACGGCUUUGAGUUUUUCUAGUCAUUGUAAAUAACGCUAUCCCAUCUUGCCUUCACGGACUUUAAUUACCUAGGUAGUCUUGGCGGGCUUUUUUGAUAUCGGGGCAUCAUGUCUUAAUGCGAUACAGGGCACGAUUUCAUAGAAGGGUUAGACUAGGUCGCCCUCAUAGACUCAGUCUAGGGCUAGGUAUAGCCUCAGGUGGUUAAAUGUCUACGAUGAGCCCGAUUUAAGACUAGGGCUAAGCUGCCUACCUAAGGUAAGUAGACUGUGGUCUGGUCUAUGAUAUCCUGUGACUUGAUUCUAUACAUGAAAUUUCCGGUGCUCGUGAUUUAGCAUUUUCAAUUUGAGGCGAUUUUUUUUCUAUAUAUAUAUAUAUAUAUAUA
This is a messenger RNA of Daldinia caldariorum, 7089 nucleotides long. Its product is annotated as SEN1 N terminal-domain-containing protein. The coding region runs from base 490 to 6627 and encodes 2045 amino acids. Gene Ontology annotation, biological process: termination of RNA polymerase II transcription. Lineage: Eukaryota; Fungi; Ascomycota; Sordariomycetes; Xylariales; Hypoxylaceae. The transcript is spliced from 5 exons. The record is from RefSeq and is a predicted model, not a curated record. Gene Ontology annotation, molecular function: transcription termination site sequence-specific DNA binding; helicase activity. Gene Ontology annotation, cellular component: nuclear body.